This is a messenger RNA of Neurospora tetraspora, 1010 nucleotides long. RefSeq names its product ribosome biogenesis protein Nop16. The coding region runs from base 197 to 895 and encodes 232 amino acids. NCBI's taxonomy places the organism in Eukaryota, Fungi, Ascomycota, Sordariomycetes, Sordariales, Sordariaceae. Gene Ontology annotation, biological process: ribosomal large subunit biogenesis. The record is from RefSeq and is a predicted model, not a curated record. Gene Ontology annotation, cellular component: nucleolus. The transcript has 2 exons.
CCAGUUCAAUCGAGUUCUCUGGGGUUGUUUCCCCAGAAAUUUUGGUCAACUUCCGCCUUCGUUGUCGUCGUCGCCGUCAUCGUUUUUGCCUGUUUCACUCCCACCCCGCCUUCUUCUUUUCCAGUAUUUUGGCAGUCGAACUCCUGUCCUUUCAGCAACAACACUCAGUACCUUUCCCCCGGAAACCACACCAACAAUGGGCAGAGAACUCCAGAAGCGCAAGAAGCGCUCGUCUCGCGCCACCGUCCAGACGCACACCAUCAAGAAGAAGCACUUGAACCCCCAGGGCAGCGGUAUCGUUGCCAAGGCCUGGAACAAGAAGGAGACCCUCUCUCAGAACUACUCCCGCUUCGGUCUCGUCGCCAAGCUCGGCACCGCCGCCGGUGGCAUGGCCAAGAAGUCGGCAGCCGCCAACUACGCCGGCAUCACCAAGGACGACCCCCUGGCCGUCAAGUCGAUCGACCGCGGCCUGCUCGAGGUGCGCGAGGUCAAGGUCGAGCGUGACGCCUCGGGCAAGAUCGUCAAGGUCCUGCGCUCGGACAACCCGCUCAACGACCCGCUCAACGAGAUCGAGUCCGACUCCGAAUCCGAGGAACCCAAGCCUAGAAACCCGACCCACGAUAUCGAAUGGAACGGCAUCAGCGACGAUCGCCAAGAGAUGAUUGCCCAGAGCAGCCGGCCCGAGGUGAUCCGGAUGCUCGAGGAGGAGGCGUCGCGCCCCGUGGAGAAGACGGUGCGGUACCAGAGCGAGCGCGAGCUCGAGUGGCUGCAGAGGCUGGUGGCUAAGCACGGCGACGAUGUGGCGGCCAUGGUGCGCGAUCCUAAGCUGAACCCGAUGCAGCAGACCAAGGGUGAUAUUGCCAAGCGGUUGAAGAAGGCUGGCUUGUUGCAGUAAGGAAAUGGACGAAGAAACGAGGGAAGGAAGAAGGGGGCAAAUUGCAUGCGCGAGUGUGAUGUGAACACCGCCACCUUUGGAGUGUGAUUACUGUGCAAUGGGGUGUUGGGUUCGU